This is a messenger RNA of Zootermopsis nevadensis, 2456 nucleotides long. RefSeq lists its product as uncharacterized. Gene Ontology annotation, biological process: negative regulation of microtubule depolymerization. The record is from RefSeq and is a predicted model, not a curated record. Gene Ontology annotation, cellular component: microtubule cytoskeleton. Lineage: Eukaryota; Metazoa; Arthropoda; Insecta; Blattodea; Termopsidae.
CCGAGUAACGAAUGUUUCUAUUGGUCAAAAAUGGGUCUUCAACAAAAUACCCAAUAAUAUUGAAGAUUGCAAUUUCAACUGCCCUAGUUUGAAUUUGCUGGCUGCCUUUAUUUAUACACAAUACAAAUUUAUCGAUUUAUACUUGGUUCAGAUGGAUAAUACUCAACAGAAAAACAACAGAGCAUCUCUCAGGGAUCAAAUAAUGAAAUGGCGUGAAGAACGACAAACACGCUUGGCAGGUCGAAUUUUAGGUAACAGACAGGGUAAAGUUUCUUCAGCCAUAUUUGGCACAGUAACAUCUUCAAAUGUAACUACACAAUCAACUGAUAACAACCUACCACCUUCUGUAGCAAAAAACAAGCCACACAAAAAUCCAAACACAAGACCAAAUACUGCACCUGUGAUAAAGCACACUCUAGCUAGCAAGUUACGGAUGAUAAAGGCAAAUCCACUACUUGAAGCACGAGGAUUAAUUACAGUACCGCCAAAGAAGAAGACUGAGAAUGCAGGAGGAAACAAUAGACACACUGCACAGUCGAAUACAGUUCCACUGUCAUCCGCUGUACCACCCUGCUUGCAGCACGUGACUUCAUUUAAACAAUCCAGUUCUCUCAAUUUAAACAGUAAUGAAAGGCGAGGCAGGAGAGUUAAUCCUCAGCCAGUGAAAAGAAAUGUCUUUGUUCGAAGGUCACUUAGUACUGGUCCUCCAGUUAGCAGGUUUCAAGCAAACAAGGCCACUGAAAACAUGAAUAUCAGAAGAAUUAAGUCUGCUGUAGACAUUAAAGACAUUAAAGAUGCCAUUAUUAAGGAGGAAAAUGAAGAACAACUGGAUGAUACGAUUCCACUACAGCAACAAGCUCAAAUAAGUUACCAAACUCCCCAGAGAGCAAGAAGUAACUUAUCUUUUAAAUCUGUAAAAGGAGAUAAAAUGCUAGGGCCCAUGCCAGAUGUUAUGAGGAAACGUUUAUCUGACUGGCUGCACAAAAGAGGAAAAUCAUUUGAAAAUUUCAGUCACUUGCAUUGUUUUGGUCUUCAAGCAUCCCACAUAGCAAACGACAGUGCAAAUUCUAGACAGCACUAUAAGCCAGGUGCAGUUAAGGGAGAGAACAAAGAGAAAAUGGUGCGACAGAGCUGUAUCUCAAACGCGGAGCCACCUGCUCCGGGAAACGAACGGCCUGCUUGUUCAAAUCUCAUGGAAGAUAAUAAGGAGAAUGUGCGUGUUGGAAAUUCAGAUCAGCUGGUUGAAGAUGCGAUAAAAGAUCUGCUGAAUAUUGUUCGCAUUGGUUAUCCAUGGGAUCGGUGUGAAGAAUGGCUGACCAUGAUUCGCAAAUUCUAUCCUGGCGUAAAGGAAGUGCCCAUUUACUGGGAGUGUGUGGCUGCUUUGCAAGAAGUGCAAGGAGACUUCAGAUCUGCUGUCGACUGUUACGAGAAAGCAAUAAUACAUGGAGCUUCACUUACUAAGGUUGGCGAAUCGCUUGAUCAGUUGAUGGAGAAAUUCAACAUUUUAAAUCUUAACUGUGAUGUGGGACAAGACAAGAGCAGCAGUGUCAAAACACCACGUAAGCAUGAAGUCGAUGUCCGCAACAUUUUUAAAUCGACUAUAAUAAAGUUUGCACAGCUACAGAAAGCUCUGAAAAGGACCAAUCUGGGAGUGGAAGCACUGUCACCAUAUUUCAUCGUCACUCCAGUACGUCGCAGUACGAGAGCUUCUCUGUCCCACUAUCGUUCGACACCUCAAUUACAUUAUGUGAAUUCACUACAGCAACUUGGGGCAGGAGUUCAGAAGCCCAUGGUGUUCCAACCAAAUCGUGCAUUUGAUUCUUAAUUUCCCUUCGAAAAGGUUGUCCCCAUUCAAUUCCUUAUUCAUUAAAAGGGUUACUGCAUCUAGAAAUAUAUUCUUUACAGAAAAGUGACACCGCUAGAUUUUGUACUUCAGAAAAUUGGUAAUACUUACACCGAGGCAUUGAAAAGAAAGUAUAAUGCACGGUUAGCUGCUCUGCCUAAUCAGAAUGUUAUGGUAGACACUGGGUAUGCCCUUAUAAUAUUAACUUCUUCCUGCAACAUUUCCACUUUGUGGCUCUAACGAAGGAUCCUCUCCACCUUUCUGUCUUCCGCUCAAUUUGUUCAUGUCAUUUGGCCGGCUGCCAAGAGUCUGUAAUAUGUAUUGUUCUUUCUGGAGAAAACAGGCUAAUGCUUUGUAUAUUAUAUAUGAGUAGACUAAAUAUGUAAUAAUAUAAACACCAAUUAUUUUGUUAAAUUAAUAGGUACCUACUUAUAGACAAUAAUAGCGAUACUUAAACGUUUGUUUUCUUGAACUCUGUCUCUUCAUUUCAAAACAAAGUUGAGACUUCUCUAUUUAAUGAGGAAUUUUCAAAUUACUCUUCGCUUUGGUCCAAUUAAAUUCCAGUCAUGGACCAAAGCCUUUCAAGCAUUUUUUUUUUUUUUUGGUGAAAAUU